CUCACAUGAGACCCUACUACUACCAGGUAUUGUAGGAAAGCUCCGUUGUAUCAUCGCCAUCCGCCUUCUCGGGAAGAUUUAUCAAACACCGCCCCCUACCUUUUUUAGCUCCCGCCUCCUGAAGCCGAUCUGAUCUGGCAGCAUUUUUGCCAUCACUGGGCCGACUGACUGCCUCUGACCUCUCCCGUCUUCCCGUCUGGCGACAGCUCACCUCACCUUGACCACCCACCUACAUACACCCAUCCAUCUGCCAGGUUGGCUUGCCGAGGUGCAUCGCAGCAUCAAGUCGAGGAAAGAAAGCAUAGGCUAGCAGCACCUACAACAGGCUGGGCCCGGUCCACUCAAAAAUACCACGGCAGCCGUACAGUAAUAUUCUUUGACACCAUCCAUAUAGGUAGCUUACCAGAUCGAAGCCGCUAGUUACCAUUAACUGUGUAAACCCUGCUGCCUGCUAGCGACCCAAAGCAACGAAUCGAGACCGAGCCCCAUCGAGCUCUCUGCCCCCCCUACCUUGGACCUGGUGUGGGACGCACCCAAGACCACCAUCUCUGCGGGUAGCGGGCCAUCUGCAGCCGACUAACCACACCCGCCUCCUCAUCAUGUCAAUAAAUUCUAAGCCUGUUCCUCGCCAACCCCACAUCCAAUACACAUUCUUUUCUUCUCGCCUAAUGGAUCAGGCCUUGGCCGAGCAGCAUCAAUGGACCAUCUUGCGAUAUUCUCGGUCUAACGAUGAGGACAGCUGGGUCAUGCUGACCCGUGACGGCGAGAUUGUGCCUAUCCCCGGGGAGAAAAUCCUGCACACCUCACGGCCACGAGUCUCGCUGGAGAUCACGACGCCGAAAGAGCUCAAUAUCGCCAACCCAUACACUCUCAAAGUCGAUAAUGGCAUUGCCUACAUUACCAACGAGCGGGUGAUAUAUCUCCCUAUUAGACCUAGCGAGAAUUUCAAGUCGUUCUUUGCGCCCGCCUUGAACUUUACCGACACCCAUGUACAGUCGUCAUGGAUUGGUCCCUGGAGCUGGGGUGGCACCGUCAGGCCUGUCCCCGGCGGCGGCAUCCCCAUGCACAUCCCCCGGAUCGAGGUCAAGUUUGUCUUCAGGGAUGGGGGUCACAGCGACUUCCAGAACAAGUACGAGUGGCUCAAGGAACGUCUUCACCAUGCCCGGGAAAUGGGGCUGAACCCCGGUUCGAACUUGGAGCCUCCUCCGCCCUACGAGGACAACGCGCCCGGACCUUCCUCCGGCCCGGCCGGCAGUGCCCCGGCCGGCACUUCUGAUCAGCCUCAGCCGCCUCCACCCGUUCCCGACGAGCCGCCCCCGGACUAUGUCGAGGCGCAGACUCAGGCUAUUUCGACGCAGUACGAGGAGAGAGUGAGGCAGGAUGCAGAGCGGCAAUGA
This is a messenger RNA of Podospora pseudocomata, 1397 nucleotides long. RefSeq lists its product as uncharacterized. Gene Ontology annotation, molecular function: chromatin DNA binding; transcription coactivator activity. Gene Ontology annotation, cellular component: nucleus. The transcript has 4 exons. Lineage: Eukaryota; Fungi; Ascomycota; Sordariomycetes; Sordariales; Podosporaceae. Bases 600 to 1397 code for a protein of 265 amino acids. The record is from RefSeq and is a predicted model, not a curated record. Gene Ontology annotation, biological process: positive regulation of DNA-templated transcription.